CGACACGUGUGAAAAACGCCGAGCACUUGAUCCGUUUCGGCGCUUGCCUCCUCUCGUCGCAGAUCUCCCUCUCAGCAAGUGACAAGCGCUUUUCGACCCAUCUUCAUCUUUGUGUCAUCGAAGAAGCGUCAGCCUCGAGCUCCUCCCGAUCUGUCUUUCUGUCCGCCAGUCUCUCAAGAUGCGUCGGAGCGCACGCGUGACGGUGACGGCCUUGAGUGUGCUGUGCCUGCUGGCUGGCGAGGCGGCCGCCAAGGUGUACCUGCACGAGACCUUUGACGAUGACUCGUGGGAGCAGCGGUGGGUUCUCGCCAAGUGGAAGGAGGGAGAAGGUGAGGCAGCCAGCUGGCGAGACACUUGCUGAGCUGAGACGGGGAUUUGGAGAGAGGGAGGGAGGGAGGGAGGGAGACGGCCGGGCAGCCAGUUAGUUUGGUGCUUUUGCCGCGCGUCUGUCUGUCUCCGUCUCCACCGCAACAGGUCCCCAUCUCUCUGUGUUGGUUUGUGCGCGUGUGCGUGUGCGUCCGUCAGGUCUUGCCGGUAAGUUCGAGCUGUCUCACGGCAAGUUCUUCAACGACGAGAAGGCCGACAUGGGUAAGAGACCACACCACACCACACCACACCACACACCGCAUUCCACCCAUCCCCUUGUGUGUGGCUCGCCUCUGCAUCACCCGCAGGUCUGAAGACGACUCAGGACGCCAAGUUCUACACGGCCUCGACGUCAUUCGACGGUUUGUCGAACAAGGACAAGACUUUGGUGCUGCAGUUCCAGGUCAAGAACGAGCAGAACAUCGAGUGCGGCGGCAGCUACCUCAAAUUCGGCCCAAAGAUCGACGACCCAAAGGAGUUCAAGGGAGAGACACAAUACUCAGUCAUGUUCGGUAAGCCAGCCAGGCGGAGAGGGAGGGACGGCAUGUGCGCAAUGUGUGUGUGUGUGUGGUGGUGUGCAGGGCCUGAUAUGUGUGGCUCUGCGACACGCAAAGUGAGUGAGAGGCACACACCACACCACACGAGAGAGACGAAGGAGUGCUGGGAUACACACAGACCGGUGGGAAUGUGUUGUGUUUGUUGUGGUGUGUUGUGGUGUGGUGUGUGUUGUGUGUCAGACUCAUUUGAUCUUCAACUACAAGGGCAAGAACCUCGACCGCAAGAAGGACAUCGAAGUCAAAAACGACAACCUCUCUCACCUCUACACACUCGUCCUCAGGGUAAGUGAGUGAGGGGGCCCACACACACACACACACACACACCUGACAGGCCACACCCAAGGCACACACCCCUCUGUGUGUGUGUGUGUGUGUGUUCAGCCAAACAACACAUACGAGGUGCAGAUCGACCAGAAGACGGUGGCCGACGGCAGCUUGUACGACGACUGGAACUUCCUGCCGCCCAAGCAGAUCAAGGACCCCAGCCAGUCAAAGCCAAAGGACUGGGUCGACGCAAAGGAGAUCGACGACCCCGAAGACAAGAAACCCGGUAUGUCAUGCCCAUCUCUGUCUUGUCUGUCUGUGCUGUGCUCUGUCAUGAUAUCAUAGCGAUGCGAUGUGUGUGUGUCGGUGGGUAAUCAGAGAGUUGGGUGGAGGAGAAGCAGAUCCCUGACCCCAAUGCGUCCAAGCCCGACGACUGGGACGAGGAGGAGGACGGCGAGUGGACACCGCCCAUGAUCGACAACCCCGACUACAAGGGAGAGUGGAAGGUACACUACACUACAGACGACACACACAACACAGCACAACACAACACAGCCCAGCCCAGCCCAAAACACAACAAUCUCUCACCCCUCCACCCCUCCACCUUGGCUGGAUUAUUUGAUGAAUCAGGCGAAGCGCAUCCCCAACCCCGACUACAAGGGCGAGUGGGUGCAUCCCAUGAUCGACAACCCAGACUACUUCGACGACCCCGCCGUCUACGCCUAUUCCGACAUCUCUAUGGUACCUGACCUGAUAAGAGCAGAGCCGUGGGCUGAUCUGUUCAGCACAGCACAGCACGCUCACGAGUGUCUGUCUGUGCGUGUGUGUGUGUGUGUGGUUUUGCAGGUGGGCAUUGACCUGUGGCAAGUCAAGGCGGGCACCAUCUUUGACAACAUCGUCGUCUGCGACAGCGAAGAAGAGGCCAAGGUCCGUCAGUCACAGACCCACAGCACCCCACCCCACCCGCGCCGCAACUGCCACACCCACCCUCAUUUCGUCGUGUCUGUGGUGUCUGUCAGGCGGUCGCUGACAAGUAUUUCGUCCCACUGCGCGACGCCGAGAAGAAGCUGAAGGAGGAAGAGGUAAACAAGCGACUGACUGACCACACUACCACACCACACUGCACCACAGCGGUGACACACUCCGCCCAUCCAAUCUACUGUGUUGGUUUCCUGUCCCGCCCCUAUUUAUCAGGACAAAAAGAAGGCAGAGGAGGAGGAGGCCCGCAGGAAGGAGGAGGAGGCCAAGGAGAAGGAGGAAGAUGACGAGGAGGAAGACGAGGAAGACGAAGACGAGGAAGCGCCGGAGGUACGCACACACGCACACCAACGCUUACCCCUGCACACUCUCCCUCACUCACACAACGGUCGGACACCUGACCUGGUAUGGCGGUGUUUGGUGUGUUUUGUUGUGUGGUGUGCCAUCAGGAGGAUGAGGGCGGUGCGGAGCACGACGAGCUCUAGAUGCCCACAGAGAUCUAUGAGUGAGUGAAUGGGUAGAUAUAUAGCUCGAUUCGUGCGUCGCCGCUCACUCACUGGCUGGCUGGCUGCCGUCACCUGACUGUGCUGUCUGUCUGUCUGACUGUCUGCCUGACUGCUACGGAGGGAGGGAGGGAGGGGGGAAAUAGACAGCGAGCUGUGUGGGAAUGGCUGAUGUAUCGUGUGAUGGUGGGCGUUCGCUGGUCGGUCUGGUCUCCCUCUUGAGUUGCUCCAUGGAACCCAGAGUGAGCAGCGCCGGUGCCGACUGCCUCACGCUGGGUUGCAUGGCGAGGUGCGAGAGGGGGAUGAGGUCGCAAAGCGACUUGUACGAUGAAGCACAGCCACCACGAUUGCGUAGGAAUGCUCUGGGAGAGUGGUCGUGUGCGCGGGGCCAGCUGCCCGUACGACGCCGCCGCUGCCACCGGUGUGUAUCAUCGACCGUGAUGACACACAGCAGUUGCACCGCUGCGUUGAAUGACAGUGGACCCACACACUGAGCCACAACACCCUUUCUUCUUCCCCUGCCUGUUCCUCAGCUUGCCUGCCUGCCUCUUUCUCCUCUGUCUGUCUGUCUGUCUGCCUGAGAGGGUGGGUGGGCCUGUAAAUAUCCUUCAUGAGAUGCAUAUCGAUCGCACGAAGACCAGAGGGGCGGAGGGGGGGGGGGGGAGGGAUGGCUCUCUCGCUCACUGCCUCAGCCUCGCUGUCAUCUUGCCUUGCCUUGCCUUGCCUUCCUAUCUUUCCUCCGACUUCUCUCCCUCCCCACUCUCCGCCCCUCUGCCAUCCCCCUCCCUCCCCUUGUCUCUCGUCGCGAGUAGUAGCCGCCCAGAAAGACCGACCAGGCUCUCUGUAGACAGACGCACGCGCUCACACCAAUAGGUACUGCCAUCCAUCCAUCCAUCGGUGGGGUCGGUCGGCCGGAGUCACGCAUCGGUAGCAUAGCAGCGAGCUAGGUGGGUUUGCAUCGCGGGUUUGCAUCGCACACCCACCUAUUUAAUAAUUAGCCAGCAAGGCAAAGACGGAGGGAUCGAUGGUCGACGAUUGAUGACUCGAAUCAAGAUGAGAAGAGAGUGGCCUGGCCCUGGACGGUCUUUGGUGGCGUGUGGUGGUGCCUCUGCUGGAUGGUGGAUCGGUUGUCAGGUCACUCUCCCUCCCUCUCUCUCUUCUGUGACAUGUGUUGCGUGCAGCGUGCAUCCGAAAGGUGUGGAUGCGAUCGAUGCGACUGGCUGACGUGACUGACUGACUCGUGCGUGCGGUGUGUUAUGCGAUCGAUGCGACUCAGUGAGUGACGUGCAUGACGCCCUACUUAAUUCAUGAAUAAGUGCACAG
Messenger RNA from Vitrella brassicaformis, 3991 nucleotides. The record is from the annotation of a GenBank genome assembly. Lineage: Eukaryota; Vitrellaceae.